Paramecium sonneborni is the source of this 411-nucleotide messenger RNA. The record is from the annotation of a GenBank genome assembly. Lineage: Eukaryota; Ciliophora; Oligohymenophorea; Peniculida; Parameciidae.
AUGAAUCUCUCUAGAGAAUUCUUUACACAAAUUGCACGUAUUGAAUCUAAGAACUCUAUUUCUACUAUUGAUACACUUAUUGCCAUGUAUUCUAAGUGCGUUGAAUAUUAUGAUUAAAAUCAAGACCCAAUUAAAUACUACUUUUUGGAAAAAAUUUAAUAUACUCUAUCUUAAGAUCAUACAAUUGGACAUAUCACCAGAAACUCAAAUCGAGCAUAAACAGCUAGAGUUUCUAUUUCUAAAUUAGAUCCAGAAUUGCUUAAUAAUUCUAUCAGAUCAAAACAAACUAUCCAUAAAAUUAAUUAUCAAUCUCAACUAAAUUAAGAUACUCAUAAUCAACACCUUAAUACUCUACUUGAAUCACAUCACACAAAUAAAAUAUUUAUAUUGAUAUAUAAAAUGAUAAAUUGA